UCUGGGAUACAACAUGUCUCCUGUGGUUGUUUGCCAAUGCUAAUUUUCGAAACUUCUCUGCCAUUUAAUGUACACAUAUGCACGUUGCCUCGUGGUCAAUGAGUCUUUGAUAAUAACUAUUGCUGCAUUGUUGCCAUGUCAACGAAAGCGGAGUGCAGAGUAUCCAGUUCCAGCUCUAGGACAGAUGACAAAAGCAGAGCAGGUAGAGAAAAAAAGAAGCGUAAACGCAGCCGUAGCAGAUCUUCUUCCUCCUCCUCCUCCUCCUCCUCCUCCAGUUCAUCGUCUGCUUCAUCGACGUCAUCGUCUUCUUCAUCUGGCGCGUCGCACUCAUCCAGCAGCAGCCGGAGUAGUUCCAGGAGUAGCGACUCCCGGAGUAAGUCCAGAAAACAGUCGAAGAAAAGGAAAAGGGAGAAAAUUAAAAAGAAGGGUAAGAAAGAGAAGCGACAUAAACGGAAAAAGGAAAAGAAAUCCAAAAGCGGGGAAGAAAAUUCCGGGCCUGUUCAGAUAUCCAAGUACUUGAAGGAAAAGACGAAAGGAAGCAAGUACAGCAUGAUUUCAGGAAAGAAGAUAAAGAUGAAAGUAAAGAAGUCCAAAAAAGAUAAACAGCGGGACAAAAAUCGAGCUGAACUUUUGGAGUUCCUUAAUUCUACCUUGUGAUUCCCCGCGCGGACACGGGAACCAACCUCAGGAAACUACAAGCGGGCUUUCCGGAAGAAGAAAUGUAAAUAAAGUUUGAUGUCGAACCAAGGCGUGACACACUGCUAGGCAGGUGUACUCGCAUGCCAAUGUUUAACAUCACAUCCACUUUUUUGUAUGUAUUUUUAAGUUAAAUGUAAGCGACCCUACGCAGAAAAACUUUCUGCUGAUUUGUCUAGUUUUUUGUGGUGUACUCAAAAUGGGCAGCACUGCACAUGCAUAACCUGAUCUCCAUUGACAAUCGUGAUUCUCAUUCCCCAUAUAAAGGGGGUAAAAUUGGUUAUAUUUCUCCAGAUUGUCGGUAUGUGUAUACCCUACUUUUAGAGGGUAAAUGUAAAAGUGCAGUACAGUGAAGGUCAGUCUUGAUAGAUAUUGCCAUUAAGCAUAUUGGUACAACUGCAUAACUCCAGGAGUUCCAAUAUUGAAAAGUCCUACCAUACAAUGAUAAUAAUAAUCAGUUUUGAUUACAUAACUGUUAGAGAGUAUUCAUGUUCAAAUUGCAUUUGUUUGCAGUGCGGAUGUACCGAAAGAAAUGUAUGUUGAGUGUCUACAUGUACAUUUCUGUAGCUAGUUAAUAUUCUAUCACUAUUUUUGGACUCAAGUUGAGCAUAGUCCUCCGUGUGUAUUGAACUAACAGUACUAUUAAUGUGAUGAUCAAUAUUUUACACAUACUUGAAACGCCAUUCGUAACACCUUCUUGAUUUUAGCAGUGGUCCGUAAAGCCAAUUAGUCUGUUCUUAUGUCAUCGCAUUUAUGGAACUCUGUGACAAAAUGGAAAUAAACCAAUCCUAUGUUUAAUGACUUUGUCCGUCAAUAUUU
Molecule: messenger RNA, 1515 nt
Organism: Corythoichthys intestinalis (scribbled pipefish)
Lineage: Eukaryota; Metazoa; Chordata; Actinopteri; Syngnathiformes; Syngnathidae
Exons: 7
Coding region: 136-657 (173 amino acids)
Source: RefSeq, a predicted model, not a curated record